GAUGCUAAUUUGUGUGUCAGAAGCUUUUUGACCUGCACAGGAGCUAAAAGUCAGGAAGAUACUCAUGGUCACUCUCUGAUUUAACUCCACUGUGAGUCAUUGACAGCAUGACUGUAUUUCAUCACUGUGAGUCAGAAGAGUUUAUCAAAGAGGAAAAGGAAGAGGUAGAGCUCUUUGUUUUAUAAAAAGUAUUUAAGAGCGCAAGAUAGAGACACAAAAUCAGACACGACGGAAGAACUCACUGCAUCUCUGACUGCCAAAGAAGUUAUAGAUUCACAGGAGCAAGAGUUUUAUCAUCAGUGAUGAUGAUGAAGACCCUUCUCUUCUUCACAAUCUGCCUGAUUAAAGAGAUGUGUUGUGGGACAUCAGAGGAACAGACUGCUUAUUUAAGAGGAACUGCUGUCAUUCGCUGUGAAUAUCCAGAGAGAUAUAAAGAUUGUAUCAAGCAGCUGUUUGAACUCCAGAAUGGAUCACUACAAUCUUAUUUUACACAUGGAAGCAAUCCGAGAUUUUCUCUGGAUGAGAGCAAACAGGAGCAUGUUUUUACUGUGACUAUUGCUAACGUGAGCAGACAUGAUGAUGGGGUGUAUCUCUGUGGAGCACACGUGAAAAACAAUCCUUCAAACAUCGGCUACAGUCUGCUUUUCACAGAGAUUCAGCUUCAUGUUACAGAGCGAAGAGAUGCUUCAGUACAGUCUGCCGGAGGACUGAGUGUGUUGUUGCUCAAGCGGAGGUGUAAAAAAACACAAGGCUCAGGCUCAUCAGAUCAGAGGAACACAGGAGAUGAUGAUGAGGUAGUUUCAUCUGCUUAUUAUGCAACGAUCCCAGACUCUGGAAACACAUCAUUACACCCGUCUGCUCAGAAACCUAUCAGAUUAAACACAGUUUAUGACACGGCACAUUUACCCAAAAACCCCUCUGACAAUGAUUUCUACACACUGGCUUGGAAUAAAAAAAAAAAAUGA
Messenger RNA from Sinocyclocheilus grahami, 965 nucleotides. RefSeq lists its product as uncharacterized. Gene Ontology annotation, molecular function: transmembrane signaling receptor activity. Gene Ontology annotation, cellular component: plasma membrane. Bases 303 to 965 code for a protein of 220 amino acids. The transcript has 6 exons. The record is from RefSeq and is a predicted model, not a curated record. Lineage: Eukaryota; Metazoa; Chordata; Actinopteri; Cypriniformes; Cyprinidae.